AUGGAAGACCCUUCCUACUUUGACCUUGCAAUGGAGGGCAUGAUGCCAGAGGUUAUUACAAUCUCUGAAAGUGAAUACAAGGUAGAACAAGCAGAUGAGAAUGUACCCACUUGCUCCCAAUUGGUUGGUAAACGGCUGCUAAUUGGAAAAGGUGCGCCAGUCGAGUUUGUCGAGCUCUCGAAGCACGAGGAGCUCGUGCAUUCGCAUCUCACUCCAAUCCAAGGAGUAUCUGUGCCAGUUUUACUCGGCAGCCUGCAGCUUCGCUGCCCAUUCUCUUAUGACGGCAUUGCCGAGAUUGUUCGUCUGAUGUUCGUGGGCUAUGCCGGAAGGACCUUGCAAGCCAGCAUGACCUCGAUCGCCAUUGACUAA
Aspergillus tanneri is the source of this 369-nucleotide messenger RNA. RefSeq lists its product as uncharacterized. The transcript is spliced from 2 exons. The coding region runs from base 1 to 369 and encodes 122 amino acids. Lineage: Eukaryota; Fungi; Ascomycota; Eurotiomycetes; Eurotiales; Aspergillaceae. The record is from RefSeq and is a predicted model, not a curated record.